AUGAGGAGGUCUUCGUUUUUCAUCGUCUCGUUAAUGGUAUGCUUGUUUCAAAUAAGCAAAUCAGGUGCUCAUGAUAAUGCUAAAAAUGGAUUUGAAAGCCAUCGUCGAUCCAUAAGUGUCACUAGUUUCGGAGCUGUUGGCGAUGGAAAGACCGAUGAUACUAAGGCUUUUCUUAAGGCAUGGGAAGGUGUAUGUAACGGAGGAAGUAAACGCAAUAAAAGGCUUCUAGUGCCUUUAGGAAAAACCUUCAUGAUUAAACCUCUUACAUUCGUCGGUCCAUGCAAGUCUUCCUCCAUCUCCUUCUUGAUAAAAGGCAAUCUUGUAGCGCCGGGUUACACUUGGUAUGCGGGAAGGUACCCAUCAUGGAUUAGUUUUGACAGUAUCAACGGUCUAGUUGUCACCGGAGGCGGCACCAUCGACGGUCGUGGUUCUGUGUGGUGGGGAAACGUUCAACAUCGUCCCACCGCAAUGCACUUCAACAACUGUAAUGGUCUUAGGAUGUCCAAUCUCCGACACUUGAACAGCCCUAGGAACCACGUAGGUCUAAGCUGUUCAGAGAACAUCAAGGUCUCAGGUCUGAAAAUGAAUGCACCUGGUGAUAGUCCCAACACAGAUGGUAUCGACAUAUCCAACUGUAGAGGAGUCGAGAUUCGUGACUCUGUGAUUGCCACUGGAGAUGACUGCAUCGCCAUUAAUAGCGGUUCCUCUUUUAUCAACAUAACCGGCAUUUUUUGCGGCCCCGGUCACGGCAUCAGCAUAGGAAGCCUUGGAGAAAAUGGAUAUUUUGCAACCGUUGAAGAAGUGAGAGUAAAAAACUGCACUUUGAGAAACACAACGAACGGUGUCCGAAUCAAGACAUACGAGAACGGAUCAGGAUAUGCUCGGAAAAUCUCAUUUGAGGAUAUCAACAUGAUCGCUUCAGAAAACCCUAUAAUCAUCGAACAGAAUUACCACGAUUGGGGCAAGAACGGAGAAGUAAGCUUUGAAGAUAGUAACUAUCAAAGUUGUCACUUCAAUCACUUGUACAAGACUCAGUCUAGUGGUAAUGGCAGAGGCGUGAAAGUGAGCAAUGUGCGUUACACUAGAAUCUUGGGGUCAUCUGCGAGCGAUAAAGCCAUCACAUUGAACUGCGAUGCGGACUUGGGAUGUGUGGACAUUGUCAUGGACCAUGUCAAUAUGGUUUCAGCUACAUCAGGUCGCGAGGUUUCUGCUUCCUGCAAGAAUGUUCGUGGGAUUUAUUUUAAUUCGAUGGUUAGUUGUCUGAAAAAGCAUUAG
Molecule: messenger RNA, 1275 nt
Organism: Eutrema salsugineum
Lineage: Eukaryota; Viridiplantae; Streptophyta; Magnoliopsida; Brassicales; Brassicaceae
Product: probable polygalacturonase At3g15720
Exons: 6
Coding region: 1-1275 (424 amino acids)
Biological process (GO): carbohydrate metabolic process
Molecular function (GO): polygalacturonase activity
Source: RefSeq, a predicted model, not a curated record